AUGGAGGGACUAUCGGAAACAAGUGUUCUCUCCACAUUUGAUGAGUUGGUACAGGAAGGAAUCAUCACCUAUGGACCCCAUGAGAGAGUCGAGAAGGAGUACGAGGGGUUCCCUAUGGAAUUCCGCAUCUGCCCCUCCCUCACCAAAAAGCCACAGAUGACCACAUCAGCCCUCACCACGCCGGUUUCGUACCCCAGAUGGGGUCCAGGCAGCGACCUGUAUCUCCCCACUUCGCGUCUCAUUCUGGGCAAACUCAACGGGGGGACGCACGACCUCGCGCUCAACAUGUUCUGCGUCGAUCGUCCGCAAUUCAUGCUGUUGACGACGGAUUCGUACCGUCGGCAGACGGAGCCGCUCGACGCAGACGACUUUGCUGCUGCAUUGGAGGCGAUGAGGCAGCCUGAGUGGGGGCCGCAAAUGUACGUGAUUUAUAAUUGCACUGAAAGGGGAGGUUGUAGUCGGCUGCAUAAGCACCUGCAAGCGUUGAAAGGCCCGCCGAGGGCAUUUGGGUUGUUUGUGGAGUCGGUCGACGAAGGGGAUAGCCGCCGGAAAGUGCCGUUCCAGUAUCUCAUGCAUCGAUUUGAACGCGGCCUGAGAGAAGUCGAGGUGCCAGAGCUCCUGGGGGUCUAUGAAGGAUAUGUCGAGGAGUCCAGGCACGUGUUGGGGUUGUCGGGCAGCCAGCAGCCAUGUCCUCACAAUGUCGUGUUGUGGAGGGAUUCUCUGGUCGUGAUACCAAGGAGAAGCGAUGCUCUUGGAGGCGUUAGCACGAAUACGGUGGGGAUGAUGGGGUCGGUCUGGGUGCACCAGAGGGAGAUGGCCGAUGAGUGGAUCAGGUUGGGACCUCGGAAGGUGUUGGAGGCGUUUGGUGUUCCGUGGUAG
Molecule: messenger RNA, 879 nt
Organism: Westerdykella ornata
Lineage: Eukaryota; Fungi; Ascomycota; Dothideomycetes; Pleosporales; Sporormiaceae
Exons: 2
Coding region: 1-879 (292 amino acids)
Biological process (GO): nucleotide metabolic process
Molecular function (GO): ATP binding; ATP:ADP adenylyltransferase activity
Source: RefSeq, a predicted model, not a curated record